GACUCGGGCUCCUCCAGCUUCUGCGGGGCUUGGCGCCGCCGCCCGUGAGCACCCAGGCCGGGACCCCACGUCCCCAGGCCAGCCCUGACCCCGGCGGCCCCUCCGGCGGGAUUCCUUUCCGAGGUGCUGGUGCCGGAAAGCGCUUUGUCGCGUCCGCCCCUCGGUGAUCAGCUCCAGGUCCCCCUGCUCGGCCCUGCGCGCCCCGAGCCCAGUCCCCGGAAGUGCGCGCCGGGGCCCCAGCGAAGAAGAGAAGAGGGAGAGUGGCCACAUUGAUUCAGCCAAGCACCUCCAGGAGGUCCCCUCUGGAUGUCCCAUGAGGCUACCCCUCAGCCACAACCCGGAGCACGUGGAGAUGGCUUUGCUCAGCAACAUCCUAGCGGCCUAUUCCUUUGUCUCAGAAAAUCCUGAGCGAGCAGCUUUGUACUUUGUUUCUGGCGUAUGCAUCGGGCUGGUGCUGACCCUGGCUGCUUUGGUGAUAAGGAUCUCUUGCCACACAGACUGCAGGCGGCGUCCCAAGAAGAAGUUCCUGCAGGACAGAGAGAGCAGCAGCGACAGCAGCGACACCGAGGACGGUAGUGAGGACACCGCGUCCGAUCUCUCCGUGCGGAGACACCGCCGCUUCGAGAGGACUUUGAACAAGAAUGUGUUCACCUCCGCGGAGGAGCUGGAGCGCGCCCAGCGGCUAGAGGAGCGCGAGCGCAUCAUUAGGGAGAUCUGGAUGAAUGGCCAGCCUGAGGUGCCCGGGACCAGGAGCCUGAACCGCUACUAUUAGGGAGCAGCAGGACCCCGGAAACCACUGGAGGCCGCCUGGAAGGGAGAGGAUCUGCAGGGACAGUGGGCACAAGGAACUGAACCCAGCUCUACUAAUAUUGUGAUUUCAGAGAAAAACCAGGACAUGCCCCUUUUCUAGCCAGGGGGAUUGCUCCUUUUUAGCCAAAUGUAUGGAGAAGUAGAAAAAUCAAAGCAGUUCAUCAAUCUUCCAGGUCUUGGAAUGGUGCUGAAAAACCCUCUCCAACACUGUGGAUGGAGAUCGGAGAAACGCGACUUUGGUUUCUCUUGAUUUCUGAGGAUCUCAGAAGUUUCUGCAGACUUCCUUGCUAUGUGUUAUUCCUUUGCAAAAGGAAAGAUCAUUAUAGCGUGAGGGCUGGGAACAGCAGGGUGAACUUAACCCAAUAAAUGCAAUUUCCUAAAUGACUCCAUGCUAUGGAGGUGAUUCGGAUUCAAAUAGCGUGAUCCAUGCUUAUUAUUUAAGGCUGAUUUUUAAAAUCUUGAUUUGCAAGGGCAACGCCGUCCAUUUUAACUGGCACCUCAGGGAUUAAAAUCCUAUUUUUUAGUAUACUUCCCAUCUCAUUCAUGAAAAAUGAAUAGAACUAUUGUAUUAUGGGAGAUGUGUCAGUGAACUAGAAAAUGUCAAUAACCUCAAAGGAUGAAGGGUUUUUAUUUUAAAUAGUUUAUAAAAUAUAUAUUGACAUGCAUAUUUGAAAAUGCUGCAUAAAAAUAAAAGUGGUGUGUUUUCCCCCUCUUUGGAGACAAGAAAAAUUUAUUAUGAUUCUAGAUAAUUGUGAUUUUAACCACUUUGUUUUUUUAAAAAAGUUUGGAUUUCAAAGAAAAGAAUGGAAAUGGGAAGUAAGGAUUAAAGCCAAAGUUAGGAUGGGAAUUAAAAAAAUAAACAUUACAUAAAAUCUU
Molecule: messenger RNA, 1686 nt
Organism: Rhinopithecus roxellana (golden snub-nosed monkey)
Lineage: Eukaryota; Metazoa; Chordata; Mammalia; Primates; Cercopithecidae
Gene: EVA1A
Product: eva-1 homolog A, regulator of programmed cell death
Exons: 3
Coding region: 314-772 (152 amino acids)
Source: RefSeq, a predicted model, not a curated record